AUGACAUUUUGCUCUUGUUGUGGCAAGCAACACAAAUCUAUUGCAGGCAAGGCUCCCGAACAAUUUCGUUUUUGCCAAGCUGAAAAGCAGAGAUCGGAUCAAUGGUGUAAUGAGUGCUACAAGAAGUAUAAGAACGAAGUUCCAGCAUCAACAACAGCCGCAUCUAACUCAUCACAAAUAACAAAUCUAUUCGACACACCAUCGGAAUCAUCACAACAUAUAAACCAUCACUCAAACUAUGAUACAAUCUUGUCACAAUUAAAUACGACUCAAAAUUAUGAAUCUAAUCAUGAAGCAAAUUCACAAAAUUCAUCAUCUCCGAUAACUAUGGACUUUCAACAUCAAAACAAUUCAUCACCGAAUAGUUUCUUUGAAAAUAUUACUCCUCAACAAUAUCAAUUCACCAAUAUUUCUGAAUAUCCUAAUAUUGACAAUAAUUUGAUACAAAAUUCUGUAAUUUAUUCUGUUCCUUCAUCAUGGAAUAAAAAUAGAAACCCGUAUUAUUUGUCGAAGACGACAUUUGAAUGCCCUGUAGUAAUAUAUGAUGCCCAAUAUACAGUGAUGGACAAGAUAGCUCUAUACAAUUUCCUAACUUCAAAAGGAUGCACUGUUUCGAAAGAUGUGCAUCAAUGGUUGAGAGAAAAAUUUGCAGAAGAAAUCAAUAAUCGAAUGCAAAUAGAAUAUAUCAAAGCUCAAAUUUCGAAAUAUUCUCACAAGAAUAAUUGUUCUACAAUUCAGGUGACUGAUCAAGAGAAAAGGACGCCAAGUAGUUCCAGAACAGAGGAUCCAUCAAGUGACACAUUACACAAAAAAUCUCGAAAACCCAGUAAGAAAAAGAAACCCAAAGGCAAAGAGAAAAAAUCAUCAAAAGGACUCAAUUGCAACAAAGCCUUUGGUUUGGUUUGUAGUCAUUGUGAGGGCGAAUUUUUGAAACAUAGGCCAUUUCGAAGGGCAGUUAAAAAUAUUAAGGAAAUGACAAGCCAAAACCAAAAACUCACUUCAGAAAGACUUGUUACUGGUAUUCAAGAGAUAUUGAAAAAUCCAGAUUCUCUUUACAAGAGAAUUGAUUAUCAUGUAUCAAAAGGCCACACCAAUUAUACAAGACUAGCUCAUCAUUUUCAAACACUAGUAUCACCUGAGUUGCAAGACAAUUUAUCACCUGAAUGUGCUGUAUAUUUUACAGAUACCAGAUUGAUGUCAGAUCAUCUUUUCUGUGAACACUAUCAAUACCAUGCGUUGAAUUUUAUUGUCUGCACUAAAGAAAAACUGGAACAACAACGCAAUGAGAUGAAUGAACUAGUUCAACAAAUAUUUCAUAUGUCUCAUGAUAGUAAUUCUCUUCAUGUAGACGUUUCGUGUUUAUUACACGAGGUAGUUGAUCUCAUAAUGAAGAUUGAAGGGAAAAUUCCUGAUAAAUUAGAAAUCAAAAGUUUUUGGGACGGACAUUCCAAAAACGAAGUCAUUCAUGCCUUUGUAAUUCUCAACAGUAUUCUUUCUACUCAGUGCAGAUAUAAUGCAUUUAUUACAGAUAUGUAUAAAGGACAAGAAAUACAUAAGAAUGUUUCGAAAUAUUUUGACAUAACUUUCUCAACAUUGAAUGAUUUAGUUGAAAAUGGAUUUAUUUACAACUUUGAGGAAAACGGCGUAAAGAAAAGUAUCACUUUACCUGUUACAGUAUACAUUUGUACUGAUAUGUCAGCAUUAUGGAAGCUCUGUGAUGAAACUUUUGUGUGCCCUUAUUGUGAUUGUACUCAUGAAAAUUGUAAUACAUUAUUUGAACACAAUCACUCUCUCGAUUUUAGUUGUAGAAAUAUUAUUCUAGAAAAAUAUCCAAAAUUGAUGGAACAUGUUGUAAUUGACGUCCUCCAUACAAAGCUUCGAAUAGUUGGAAAUUUGCUGGCCAAACUAAUGCUGAAACUUGUUCCAAAUGAAUUAGAAGCAAUCAAAGAUGUCAUUCCAAGGUUCCCAUCCUUCUCAAAUUUUGAAUUUAAAGAAAAAGCCUUUUACAAGAAACAGUUGGUCAUGGAGUCAAAUCAUGUCUUCGAACCACCAUACCUCAAUGACAAGCAAGCCGAUACCUUAUUACUCAAUUUUGAGAAAAUUUUUUUGGAGGCUUUAGUCAAAAGCAGCUUUGAUUCACAUGUUGCUAUCUGGUCAAUGUUUCGAUAUAUAAUUUACGGUUACAUGGAGGCUCCUACUCAGUUACUGGAAAAGCAAAAUAUUGAGCAAGAUUUAAUCCCAACUCUGAAAAAGUUAAAUGAGAUUCUUCGUUUGCAUUAUCCCAAUGAAAAGUUUGGAUAUUAUGUUCAUAUUAUUUUGAACCAUCUGCCUUAUUUAUUGAGGAAAUAUGGCAGUCUAACUCGUUUUAUGAAUCAAGGUUGUGAAAGCGUUCAUAGCUUAGGUCGAUUGAUUAAUGAAAGAAAAUCGAAUCACAAAGCAAAAGGCUCGCUUCCGGGUUUUCUGAAUGUGUAUUAUUGCCUUUGA
This is a messenger RNA of Naegleria fowleri, 2484 nucleotides long. RefSeq lists its product as uncharacterized. NCBI's taxonomy places the organism in Eukaryota, Heterolobosea, Eutetramitea, Acrasida, Naegleriidae. The record is from RefSeq and is a predicted model, not a curated record. The transcript is spliced from 2 exons. The coding region runs from base 1 to 2484 and encodes 827 amino acids.